UGUUACCAAAAUAUGUCAAAUGACCUUGCUAGUUUGUAAACAAUACUUUGGUAAAGAGUUCACUUUAAUAUAAGUUUACUGUUUUGUUACUAAAUUCUUAUUGAAGUGAGUCAGUUUAUUAAGGCUUUGAAGUGGCGGGUAAUAAGCACAAAAUGAACAUCGAUUUCGAGACUAUGGCAGUUGUGGAAGAAGAAUCUCAAAACGAAUCCCUCGGCGGCGGGGUGUACGGUUCGACAGGGGCGUCAGGGGCGGAAGGCGGGGAGCGACGCGAGGGGGGCAAACGCGGCCGAAGACCUGGCAGAAAAGCACAACUCGACAAACAGGACAUGAAGGCUAAACUGGAGCGCAGCCGACAAUCAGCGCGCGAGUGCCGCGCCCGCAAGAAGCUGCGGUACCAAUACCUGGAGGAGCUGGUGGCGGACAGGGAGCGGGCUGUCAUAGCGCUCAGGAAGGAACUCGAUAAGUACUACAAAUGGAACCUCGAGCUAGAUCAGGGGCGUAUGCCGGAGGGGCUCGAGGCAGUUAUCCAAGAGCUGGGCGUGGAUAAGCAGGAGGAGGCCAAACAGUUCUAGACGCAGCGGCAGGUAAAGGGUUGAGCGGUAAUAAACAUCUGAAAUGUUAGCAGGGUUAAAAAAUAAUUUCUUGGAUCGACACGAGGAAGAUU
Molecule: messenger RNA, 664 nt
Organism: Papilio machaon (common yellow swallowtail)
Lineage: Eukaryota; Metazoa; Arthropoda; Insecta; Lepidoptera; Papilionidae
Gene: REPTOR-BP
Product: REPTOR-binding partner
Exons: 4
Coding region: 153-572 (139 amino acids)
Biological process (GO): regulation of DNA-templated transcription
Cellular component (GO): nucleus
Molecular function (GO): DNA-binding transcription factor activity
Source: RefSeq, a predicted model, not a curated record